GCUGCUUCAAGAAACCACCGAGAGCCCAACCGCACAGGCAGGAGAGAGAGCAGGGAGCCAGGGACAGUAGCGUGGGGCCGGGGAGCAAAGAUGGAGGGGAAGGAGGAGGACGUGCGCCUGGGCGCCAACAAGUUCUCGGAGCGGCAGCCCAUCGGCACGGCGGCGCAGGGCGCCGGGGCCGGGGACGACGACAAGGACUACAAGGAGCCCCCGCCGGCGCCGCUGUUCGAGCCCGGGGAGCUCAAGUCCUGGUCCUUCUACCGCGCGGGCAUCGCCGAGUUCGUCGCCACCUUCCUCUUCCUCUACAUCACCGUCCUCACCGUCAUGGGCGUCUCCAAGUCCACCUCCAAGUGCGCCACCGUCGGCAUCCAGGGCAUCGCCUGGUCCUUCGGAGGGAUGAUCUUCGCGCUCGUCUACUGCACCGCCGGCAUCUCCGGAGGACACAUCAACCCAGCUGUGACCUUCGGGCUGUUCUUGGCCAGGAAGCUGUCCCUGACUAGGGCCAUCUUCUACAUUAUCAUGCAAUGCCUGGGUGCCAUCUGUGGAGCUGGAGUGGUGAAGGGCUUCCAGCAGGGGCUUUACAUGGGCAACGGCGGUGGCGCCAAUGUUGUCGCCCCUGGAUACACCAAGGGGGACGGCCUUGGCGCAGAGAUCGUUGGCACCUUCAUCCUAGUCUACACCGUCUUCUCGGCCACCGAUGCCAAGAGGAACGCCAGGGACUCCCAUGUCCCCAUCCUUGCCCCACUGCCAAUUGGGUUCGCGGUGUUCCUGGUCCACCUUGCCACCAUCCCCAUCACCGGCACCGGCAUCAACCCGGCUAGGAGCCUUGGCGCCGCCAUCAUCUACAACCGGGAUCAUGCGUGGAGCGACCAUUGGAUCUUCUGGGUCGGCCCCUUCAUCGGCGCCGCCCUGGCUGCCAUCUACCACCAGGUGAUCAUCAGGGCCAUCCCGUUCAAGAGCAGGUCUUAAGCUGCCGCGGGUGUGCUGAGACAUGUGGGGAAUGUAUUGUCUGCCCACGCCUAGUUUCUCUGCUGAAUCUUCCAUCUCUCUUCCCUUCAAGACUGCUCACUGCUGCACUGCUCUGUUAUCUGAACCCAGAACUUCGUGUACUCCUGUACCGAGCUGUGUGUAUGUUUUUUUUUCUUCCAUCGUGUUUGUUGCAAGGGUUCCCGUCUCCUUUUAUGCGUUGGGAUCGUGGCAAGAAAGGGCAGAUAUCAUGUGGAAACGUGGGUUUAUAACUAUCAGCUGGAUUUUUCAUCCAAGUGGAAUCGAUUCAGAAUUUUCUUU
Messenger RNA from Zea mays, 1287 nucleotides. RefSeq names its product plasma membrane integral protein ZmPIP1-3. The transcript is spliced from 4 exons. The record is from RefSeq and is marked validated. Gene Ontology annotation, biological process: transmembrane transport. Gene Ontology annotation, cellular component: membrane. Bases 91 to 969 code for a protein of 292 amino acids. Gene Ontology annotation, molecular function: channel activity. NCBI's taxonomy places the organism in Eukaryota, Viridiplantae, Streptophyta, Magnoliopsida, Poales, Poaceae.